Messenger RNA from Eutrema salsugineum, 1983 nucleotides. RefSeq names its product rop guanine nucleotide exchange factor 14. The coding region runs from base 234 to 1811 and encodes 525 amino acids. The record is from RefSeq and is a predicted model, not a curated record. The transcript is spliced from 7 exons. NCBI's taxonomy places the organism in Eukaryota, Viridiplantae, Streptophyta, Magnoliopsida, Brassicales, Brassicaceae. Gene Ontology annotation, molecular function: guanyl-nucleotide exchange factor activity.
GUUGGAAAUAACAACAAAGGUUUUUGUUUUAGUAUUAUUUAAAACAGCAAAUGUUUGACACAUGGAAAUACUAUGCAAAGGGCAAACCUUUUGGUGGUUUGCUACAUUUUCUUUUUCCUUUGACUAAUCCUUAUAGUGCCUACUUAUGUAGAGAUUAAAUGGUUGGUGUAAAACGCAAGCUGGCUUUUCUGGUUUAGCUAAGAAUCACAACACCAUAUUGAAAUAAGCAAAGGAUGAUACUAAUGAGAAGAAGGAUAGGCUGCUGUAGCAGGGACAAGAGGGAGAUGAGCAACGAUUUCGACGAACAAGAGAGUUCGAUGGCGUAUGGUGGCUUAGAAACUUGCAUCGUCAACAAUCAAUCUUUAGAAGAAGAAAGUGGAACAAGCCGAGGAGAUGAGUGCCCGACUGAUUCAUUCGAUGAUGAUGCAUUUUCAAGCUGUUCAUCUAGCAAAGAUGCGUCUGAGUCAUUUUCGUCCAAAUGGUUACCGAUGAAACACAGUUCUGAUGAUGAGAAACAUUUCUAUAGAGAGGAGAAACCUGGUUAUGCACUCUGCUAUUCUGAGGUUGAAGCCAUGAAGGAGAAGUUUUCAAAGCUAUUGCUCGGUGAAGAUGUCACAGGAGGAUGCAAGGGUGUGCAAACCGCUUUGGCUUUAUCAAACUCUAUAACACAACUUGCCACCACCAUUUUCGGCGAGCUCUGGAAGUUGGAACCUUUGUCUAAAGAUAAAAAGCAGAGAUGGAGAAGAGAAAUGGAUUGGUUACUCUCUCCAACUAACCACAUGAUUGAGCUAGUCCCAUCUAAGCAAGAUGGCGAAAACGGAACAUCACUUGAGAUAAUGACUCCGAAAGCCCGUGCAGACAUUCAUAUAAAUCUCCCAGCUCUCCGGAAAUUGGACUCCAUGCUAAUUGAGACACUGGACACUAUGGUAGACACAGAGUUUUGGUAUUCCGAAGUGGGUCGUAGGGUAGAAGGAAAGAGCAAGAUUACAAGAGAGAGCAAAAGAUGGUGGCUUCCAUCGGCUAAGGUUCCCAAACCGGGCCUCUCCAAUUCAGGAAGAAAGAAAUUGCUUGAGAUAGGCAAUGUUGUUUAUCAAAUCUUCAAAGCUGCAAAGUCAAUAAACGAGCAUGUGCUUCUUGAAAUUCCAGUACCUACCACUAUCAAGGAUGCAUUACCCAAGUCUGGAAAGACAAGCCUCGGGGAUGAACUGUUCAAGAUGUUGGUUUCAGAGUCUGUCUCGGUUGAUGAAAUCUUUGUGUCUCUUAGGCUUGUAACCGAACAUGCUGCUCUAGAGACAGUUAAUAGGGUAGAAGCAGCUAUCUAUGCAUGGAAAGAGAGGAUUACAGAACAAGGAAGAUGUGGUAAAUCCCCUGUGCGAGCAUCGUGGUCAUUAGUUAGAGAUUCAUCGUCUGAGAUUACUCGCAUUGAGUCGCUCAUAAACCGAGCAGAGAGGCUUAAUGAUCGGAUCAAAUCCAAAUACUCUAAUCUCCCUCAGUCAUUUCUUGAUGCCACAAAGAUUCAAUAUGGCAAGGAUAUUGGCCAUGCAGUUCUUGAAGCAUAUUCCCGGAUCCUUGCGAGCUUGGCGUUCCGCAUUUUGUCCAGGAUUCGAGAAAUCUUGCAAGAAGAUGCUCUGAGCAACCCAAGUUCUCCUGCAACAGCAAGCUGCUUCUCUGGCUCCAACAACCUCUUCAGAACCACGGAGAGGGUCCUGGCCUCGUCCCGGCUAAAGCAUUCUCUCAUUCACGACAUGAACAAAGCCGAUGAUGGGACAUGCAAUGGUAGCACAGAUCCUAAAGGCAGCAGUUUAAUGUAAGAGGGUUCCAUAGUUUAGAUGCGUGCCACCUGAAGCUUCUCCUUUGUUCAGAGGUUACCUCCUAUUUUGUAUGUGUAUUAAAACAUGAUACCAUUUUGAAAUCAUAUAUAGGUAUAUAACUAUGAAGUAGGCCAUUUUGUUCAUAGUCUAAAUCUUACCAUCAUGAUUAUAU